Molecule: messenger RNA, 1647 nt
Organism: Didymodactylos carnosus
Lineage: Eukaryota; Metazoa; Rotifera; Eurotatoria; Philodinida; Philodinidae
Source: the annotation of a GenBank genome assembly
AUGGACACUAAGGAUGAAUUUACUGAUACGAAGUUGGUUCCACCAACCCCCUCCACACCACCCUUUAUUCUAUCGACUCGUUUUUGUAUGGCAUUACUUGUAUUCAUGGCGUUUAUUGUUCAAUAUUGUCAGCGAGUCAAUUUUCCGAUAGUCAUUACUUGUAUGAUCAACAGCCCGCGUUCUACAUUGCCAACAAUAGACGAAACAACAACAUUACCUACUGCAUUUCUAGACCAGAAUGCGAUAGAAGAUGAAACAACAAAGAUGAUGAUACUCGAAGCAAAUUCGGUACCACAAAUUCAACGUUAUAAUUUAUUUUUUAAAGAAAAAAGAUUUUAUUGGACUGAAGCUCAACAGCAGCUAUUACUCGGAGCAUAUUGGUUCGGUUACAUAUUUACUCAAGUGCCAGGUGGGUGGAUGGCAACAAAUUUUGGAGCAAAACGUGUCUAUGCCAUAUCAUUAUUUACAUCCUCACUAUCGACAUUAGCUUUAAAUAUAAUGUAUUUUAUGUCAGAUACAGAAUUUAUUUUAAUCUUAAUCCUAAGAGUUUUAAUUGGUUUAUCACAUGGUGUUUUAUUUCCGGCAACUGUUGCUCUUUGGAGUUUAUGGGCUGUUCCAACUGAACGUGGUCGUUUGGUUUCUAUAGGUUUUAGUGGAACUCAUUUGGGCACAUCUAUUACAAUGUUAAUCGGCGGUUUACUCUGUCGUUAUAUAAUUAGUGGUUGGAUCUUUAUAUUUUUUAUUUCUACUGUACUCGGUUUUGUUUGGUUUAUACUUUGGAUGUGGAAAGCGGCCGAUUCACCUGAUGUACAUCCAACAAUAAGUGAUGAGGAACGAGAAUAUAUUUGUAAUAUAACACUUGGUGGUACAAGUAAAAUAAAAAAACCUACAAUGUCAUUAUCAUCAAUUCCAUGGGAAAAGAUUGUCAAAUCAAAACCUCUAUUGGCUCUUUUUGUUACACAUAUAUGUAAUUUAUUUGGACUAUUUUUCUUCUUAACAAAUAUUGGAAAAAUUAUGGUUCAAGUACAUAAAAUACCAGUACAAUAUGCCGGUUUCAUAGCGGCUGGUGGUUUCUUUUUGACAUGGUUGAGCAGUUUACUAUCGGGAGCGGCUGUUGAUAAACUUGUUCAAACGAAAACAAUGUCUUUAACUAGUGCUAGAAAAUUAUUUAAUUCUAUUACAUCAUUCGGUCCCGUAUUAUGUAUGAUAUCACUUUGUUUUUGUGAUGAAACAACAAAACCAUUAGGAAUUGUUACGAUCGUUAUCUUUCUCGCAUUUUCAGGAUUGGGAUACGGAGCGGGCUAUGUGGUUAAUUUUAAUGAUAUUGUUCCCGCCUAUUCGGGUGUCAUAUUUGGUAUAGCAAAUACACUUGCUUCAUUGGCUGGUGUUAUUGGAAAUUUAGUUGCGGGUAUUGUGAUUAAACAGCCUACAUUGCAUAAUUGGCGUUAUCUAUUUAUCUUAUUCGGUAUUGUGUAUUUCGUUGGUGGAGUAGUUUAUGUUUUGUUUGGAACGGCUGAGUCAAGAACAUGGGCCACAUUUAGUGCUGUUAAUGAGAAACAAAUUGCCAAUGCCCAUAAUGCUGAAGAAAGUGUACCAAUGAAACUUAGUGGGGGUAAUGAUGAUGAACAUCCCGAUCCAAGAGUAUAA